Messenger RNA from Cucurbitaria berberidis CBS 394.84, 918 nucleotides. RefSeq lists its product as uncharacterized. The transcript has 8 exons. The coding region runs from base 1 to 918 and encodes 305 amino acids. The record is from RefSeq and is a predicted model, not a curated record. NCBI's taxonomy places the organism in Eukaryota, Fungi, Ascomycota, Dothideomycetes, Pleosporales, Cucurbitariaceae. Gene Ontology annotation, molecular function: monooxygenase activity; oxidoreductase activity, acting on paired donors, with incorporation or reduction of molecular oxygen; iron ion binding.
AUGGACUUUGCGGAGAUACAGACGUCCCGGUUUUCAGGCCUGGAUGCACUCGCUAUCAACGCUGUGAGCAGCAUCAUUGGAUUCGUUUCGCUCUUUGUCUUCUACAAGGCACUGGCCAGUCCUUCUCAGGGCUUCUCGAACGUCUUCAGGCCUUUCUUCAAGCGCUAUCAAGCUUGGGCGUAUGGACUCAACUGGUUUGACCGCCGCUGCACCGAGGGCGUUGGGUUCAUUCGGGCUCUACGGACGCUUUUGACAAGUAAUUUGUCUACGACCCUGCCGGAUCUGAGCUGUAUUAUCCGGACGAGGUUUGAGGAGUUGCAUGCUGGGCAUACAGAGGUUGAUGGUGUAAAACACUCGCCCGCAUACCACAUGAUUGUUGAAUUAGUGGUUCUGUCUAACGCUGUAUCAUUCUUUGGUAAAGACCUUGCGAAAGAUGAGCAGUUCAUGACCUCAGCACUCGCAUAUACUGAGGAGACCGUAGUGUGCGCGGAAAUGGCCCGUUUGCUGCCCAAAUUCAUGACGCCGUUAGUUAUUGUUGGAGGCAUCAUCGCUCGCACAAUCAAAUCACAUGAAGCCAUCUACAAUCGACUGGUCCCUAUCGUCGAGCAACGCUGUCUCGAGAGGGAUCUCGCGAAUUUGGGACAACCUGUCACUAUACAUAUUGCAUACAAUGAAUUAUGGAAACAUCGCCCAAGAAUGCCCCUUGGACAGCACGACGCUUGGUACAAGCCCAUGGCCAUAUGGUUUGGAUCAGUACAUGCUGUCUCCACUACGGUUGCCUUUUCUAUCUAUGUUUUAUGCCUCCAUCCGGAGUACGUGGACCCUCUUCAUAGAGAAUAUUAUGCCCAAUACGCCGAUUUUGAGCAUACAGAAACUGGAGGUUAUCCUCGGUCAGAUCAUAAUGAAUUACAAUUGUGA